Arabidopsis arenosa is the source of this 4858-nucleotide messenger RNA. NCBI's taxonomy places the organism in Eukaryota, Viridiplantae, Streptophyta, Magnoliopsida, Brassicales, Brassicaceae. The record is from the annotation of a GenBank genome assembly.
AUCAACCUCCAUGAUCGUUCCCAAUUGAUCAAUCACAAACCUUAUCUUCUUCUUCUUCUCUGUCAGUAUCUGAAUCUGCAUCUGGAAGCGUGACUUCAUCAUCAUGUAUAUAACUGCUUCAUCUUCCGCUUCUUCCUCUAUCAUCCGCGCUGCUUCUUCUCGCUCUUCUUCACUCUUCUCCUUCCGAUCGUUUUUAUCUCCCUCCGUUUCAUCUACUUCUCCGUCGUCACUUCUCGGUCGUAGAUCUUUCGGUACCAUUUCACCUGCUUUUCGUUCACUUCCUCGUUGGAGCCAUUGCUUUCACUCAAAACCUUCUCCGUUUCGCUUAACCACUCAGAUCAGAGCUGUUUCUCCAGUCUUAGAUCGUCUCGAGAGAACCUUCUCUUCCAUGGCGUCAGAGCAUCCGUUUAAAGGGAUCUUCACUACUCUUCCUAAGCCUGGUGGUGGUGAAUUCGGAAAGUUCUAUAGCUUACCUGCUCUUAAUGAUCCACGAAUUGAUAAACUUCCUUACUCUAUUAGGAUUCUUCUUGAAUCUGCGAUUCGUAAUUGUGAUAACUUCCAAGUUACUAAGGAAGAUGUUGAGAAGAUUAUUGACUGGGAAAAGACAUCUCCUAAACAAGUCGAGAUUCCGUUUAAACCGGCUCGUGUUCUUCUUCAGGACUUUACGGGAGUCCCAGCUGUUGUUGACCUUGCUUGUAUGCGUGAUGCGAUGAAUAAGCUGGGCAGUGAUUCCAACAAAAUCAAUCCCUUGGUUCCGGUGGAUCUUGUGAUUGACCACUCAGUUCAAGUUGAUGUUGCUCGAUCUGAGAAUGCAGUGCAAGCAAACAUGGAGCUUGAGUUCCAGAGGAACAAGGAGAGGUUUGCUUUCCUUAAAUGGGGUUCUACUGCGUUCCAGAACAUGCUUGUUGUGCCUCCUGGCUCUGGUAUUGUGCAUCAGGUCAAUUUGGAAUAUCUUGGAAGAGUUGUGUUCAAUACCAAAGGCCUUCUCUACCCAGACAGCGUGGUUGGAACUGAUUCACAUACAACUAUGAUUGAUGGUUUGGGAGUUGCUGGAUGGGGAGUUGGAGGCAUUGAAGCUGAGGCAACAAUGCUUGGGCAGCCCAUGAGUAUGGUAUUGCCUGGUGUUGUUGGAUUCAAACUGGCCGGAAAAAUGCGUAAUGGUGUAACAGCUACUGAUUUGGUUCUAACAGUGACUCAAAUGCUGAGGAAGCAUGGUGUUGUUGGAAAGUUUGUUGAGUUUUAUGGUGAUGGUAUGAGUGGGCUGUCCCUAGCUGACAGGGCAACCAUUGCCAACAUGUCUCCCGAGUAUGGUGCAACCAUGGGCUUUUUCCCUGUGGAUCAUGUUACUCUACAGUAUCUCAAAUUGACUGGAAGAAGCGAUGAGACGGUGGCCAUGAUUGAAGCAUAUCUUCGAGCAAACAAUAUGUUUGUUGACUACAAUGAGCCUCAGCAAGACCGGGUCUACUCAUCAUAUCUAGAACUGAACCUGGAUAAUGUUGAACCUUGCAUUUCUGGACCAAAGCGGCCACAUGAUCGUGUUACUUUGAAGGAUAUGAAAGCUGACUGGCAUUCAUGUCUCGACAGUAAAGUUGGGUUCAAGGGUUUUGCUAUACCUAAAGAGGCACAAGAAAAAGUGGUAAAUUUUUCGUUCAAUGGACAACCAGCAGAGCUUAAACAUGGAAGUGUGGUGAUUGCUGCAAUCACAAGCUGUACUAAUACAUCAAAUCCCAGCGUCAUGCUUGGUGCUGGUCUUGUUGCGAAAAAGGCUUGUGACCUUGGACUACAGGUUAAGCCUUGGAUAAAGACAAGUCUUGCGCCGGGCUCAGGAGUUGUUACAAAAUACUUAUUAAAGAGUGGACUGCAAGAAUAUCUGAAUGAACAGGGUUUCAAUAUUGUUGGCUACGGGUGCACUACAUGCAUUGGGAAUUCUGGAGAAAUUAAUGAAUCAGUGGGAGCUGCUAUUACCGAAAAUGACAUUGUGGCGGCUGCUGUGCUUUCCGGGAACAGGAACUUUGAAGGGCGUGUUCAUCCACUAACAAGAGCCAACUACCUUGCUUCUCCUCCUUUGGUGGUUGCCUAUGCUCUUGCUGGCACGGUUAACAUUGACUUUGAAACGGAGCCUAUUGGCACUGGAAAGAAUGGCAAGGAUGUUUUCCUAAGGGAUAUCUGGCCAACCACAGAGGAAAUUGCUGAGGUUGUUCAAUCCAGUGUUUUGCCUGACAUGUUCCGAGCAACAUACGAGUCAAUCACCAAGGGUAACCCCAUGUGGAAUAAGCUGUCUGUUCCUGAGAAUACCCUCUACUCAUGGGAUCCCAACUCAACUUACAUUCACGAGCCUCCAUACUUUAAGGACAUGACCAUGGAUCCUCCAGGGCCACACAAUGUGAAGGAUGCUUACUGUUUGCUCAAUUUUGGGGACAGUAUCACCACUGAUCAUAUCUCACCAGCUGGGAACAUCCAAAAGGACAGUCCUGCUGCAAAGUUUCUCAUCGAGCGUGGCGUUGACCGUAAGGACUUCAACUCAUAUGGAAGUCGCCGUGGGAAUGAUGAAAUAAUGGCCAGAGGCACUUUUGCUAAUAUCCGUAUCGUUAACAAGCUCAUGAAUGGUGAGGUUGGCCCUAAGACAGUUCACAUUCCAUCUGGAGAGAAGCUCUCAGUCUUUGACGCAGCCAUGAGGUACAAGUCAUCUGGUGAAGACACAAUUAUUCUUGCUGGAGCUGAGUAUGGAAGUGGUAGCUCACGUGAUUGGGCUGCCAAGGGACCCAUGCUACAGGGCGUUAAAGCGGUGAUUGCAAAAAGUUUUGAGAGGAUUCACCGAAGCAACUUGGUGGGAAUGGGAAUCAUCCCGUUGUGCUUUAAGUCUGGUGAAGACGCAGAUACUCUUGGAUUGACUGGUCACGAACGCUACACGAUCCAUCUCCCAACUGAUAUCUCAGAGAUAAGACCCGGCCAAGAUGUUAACGUCACUACCGACAACGGAAAAUCUUUCACUUGCACAGUCCGCUUCGACACAGAGGUGGAAUUGGCAUACUUCAACCAUGGAGGCAUACUUCCAUAUCAAAACAUGUAUGUUGAGUUGUGUUCGGUGAGACCUUUAUUUGGUGGCGCUAUUUCCACCGUCUUCCCUCAAAGAUUUCAGGAUGUGAGUGAUAUCAGACAAGUUCCUGAUCAUCAGGAAGUGUUUGUGGAUCCGUCAAGAGAUGAGAGUUUGAUUUUUGAGUUGUUGAAUUUCAAGACUGAUGUUGGUGACAAUGGAAGUGCUUCUUGGUUCCUUAACAAUCUUGCUCGUGAGCAAGAUGCUGAAGGAUUUCAGUUGAUAGAGCAAUCAGAGGUCGUUGAGGCGCCUGGAUUAUCGUACAAAAACAUCCCUGCCGUUGCGACAACUGCUAUUGGAGAGAUGGUAUAUGUGGCAAAUCUUCGUCUUAAGGGAGUUGAUACAGAUGUCUUAGUGACUGCGUAUGAACCUAUUCUGAUAAACCCUCUGAGCGAAAGUGCGGAUGCUGUGGGAUCUGGUUUAGCCGUCUCAGCUUCACAAUCUGGAAUUAUGCCAAUGUUAGUUGAUAAUGAAGCUUCUAGAAAUUAUUCUUGGUGGGCGUGGAACUAUAUGGGAAGAUCAGCUUGGAGAAUAUGCUUUUUCGAAUGGAGUCUGAUCAAGUUAGUUCUCAAUGAAGAAUUUAAAAGUGCUGCAAAUUCCAGAGCCUAUAAUCGUUGGGAUUUUCAGGGUGUUAAAGCGGUGAUUGCAAAGAGUUUUGAGAGGAUUCACCGAAGCAACUUGGUGGGAAUGGGAAUCAUCCCAUUGUGCUUUAAGUCCGGGGAAGAUGCAGAUACUCUUGGAUUGACUGGUCACGAACGCUACACAAUCAAUCUCCCAACUGAUAUCUCAGAGAUAAGACCUGGCCAAGAUGUUACUGUCACUACCGACAACGGAAAAUCUUUCACUUGCACAGUCCGCUUCGACACAGAGGUGGAAUUGGCAUACUUCAACCAUGGAGGCAUACUUCCAUAUGUUAUCAGAAACUUGAGCAAGCAAUAGGAAGGAAAACAUUUGAACUUGACGAGAACUCUCCAAACAGAAUCAAUGGCGACUACUCAUGCAGUGAUGGGUGUGAUCAGGUCAGUUAUGCCUGCUUUUCGCAAUAACAACGACAAAGUCGCUUUCGUAGUUCACGCUUCUUUCGUUGUUUCCGGUUUCAUCCUCACUGCAACUGGGCGUCCUGCCUUUGCCUUUGACGCUCUGUCGUCAUCGACCACUGAGAGUUUGGUUGGGAUUACCGGGUGGAACGAAUUCGAUGAGGAGUAUGCGUUUGUUUAUAAAAGUCCGGUGAAGGGAUCGAAGAAGAAUACAGUGAAUAAAUUUCUGGUUAAGUGCUUGGAGAUGAAUGGUAAACUUCUUGUUGAUGCCAUAGCUGAGGAUGGAAAAGAAUAUGCCCAUCUCCAAAUAGAAGUUGGGAAUUAUACUGAUGAGUCUAGAGACGAGAGGGAUUACGAUGCACAGUUCAAGAAUUUUGGCAAGCGAACGCUUGAACAUAUUGAGAAUGUGAGAACUAUAUCAUCAUCUCUUUGCUUCAACUACUCUUCAGAUGAAUAUAUGUAUCCACAACGAGUCAUCGAUGGAGUAGUUUGGGAUCUCGAUCAAUGCUACAUGAAUGUUUUAAAGUAUCGCCUUUUGCACUUGAGUUUUGAUCUUUAAGUUAGAAGAAUUCUGGUAAUAUAAGAGAGCUAAAGCAUGAGUUUAGGUAAAAAGUAUUGUUCACAGAAGUAAAGUUUGAGUUUUGCCUAUCCUAUAACUCUGUCAAUCAUUUAUGAGAUGCAUGGUAUGAAAUGUAUUGUUUCACAGAAGUAAAUUGAAUUUGGAUGG